AUGACGACCAUGUCGGAAUCAUGUAUGCGUUUGCAUUUUCUCUUGCUGUUCUUAUUCUGCUGUGUCUCUCCUUCAGGCUUCGCCUUCUUUUUAAAAAAUCCUGUUGUUGGUCUUGUUGCUUGCCGUCCCCACCAGAUUCAAGCCCUUACGCAGUUCAAGAACGAGUUUGACACCCGCCGUUGCAACCACAGUGACUACUUCAAUGGAGUGUGGUGCGAUAACUCCACAGGUGCGGUCACAAAGCUGGGACUCAGGGACUGUCUCACUGGAACUCUGAUGCCCAACAGUAGCCUCUUCAAGCUGCACCACCUCCGUUAUCUUAAUCUCUCUGGAAAUAACUUCAUCUCCUCUUCACUUCCGCCUGAAUUUGGAAAUCUCAACAGGUUAGAGGUCUUGUCUCUUUCGUCAAAUGGCUUCCUCGGCCAAGUUCCAUCCUCGUUUAGUAACCUAAGCCAACUAACCUAUUUAGACAUGUCCUAUAACGAAUUCAUUGGUAGUUUCCCACUUCUGACGAAUCUAAGCAUGCUCCAAGUUUUACAACUUACGAAUAAUCACUUUUCUGGUGUUCUGAAUCCCAACAGUAGCCUCUUUAAGUUGCACCAACUCCGUUUUCUUAAUUUAGGUUAUAACAACUUCAGCUCCUCGCUCCCUUUAGAAUUAGGAAAUCUCAACAAAUUAGAGUCUUUAUCUCUUCCCUCUAAUGGCUUUGUCGGUCAAGUCCCUACCACAAUUAGUAACCUUACCUAG
Molecule: messenger RNA, 747 nt
Organism: Microthlaspi erraticum
Lineage: Eukaryota; Viridiplantae; Streptophyta; Magnoliopsida; Brassicales; Brassicaceae
Source: the annotation of a GenBank genome assembly